CAGCAUCCGAGAGAGGCAUCUAUUCUCCAUACUACAGUACCUUCGGUAUAUACCUCCCACAUUGGGAUGUCCAGUAAGUAAUCAAACACGCAAUAAUAUCCCAUGCCAGUGGUAGGUACAACUUUUUAGCGGAGGAUAGGGACAUUAGGGUCUCUGUCACCCUCUCGCAAUAUCUUGAUUAUAUUACUAUCACGGAAUCGUUAUUCGGCCCGCCUCCCUCCCCUCCUCUCCACUACUGUAUCUACAGUACAACGUACCCCAGAAUAUUCAUCCACCCAUCUUGAUAAAACAUCAAUAGAAAUACUGCUACUGUACCUACCUCCAGUCCGUAUAUCCAUCUUGCCUCGCUCCCACCUUCUUUGCACCACGUUUAUUCAUAUCACACGUCAAAUCAACGAGUCCCAGCACCGUAAAUUCCCCAUCUCACCAUCAAGAAUCUCAGAACCAUUUCAACCAUGAUCACCGGCCUCGCCCACAUCAACCUCACCGUCCCCGAAGGGACUCUAGAUCUCGCCAACGAAUUCUACGGCGAGACUCUCGGACUGACACCACGUCCUGUGCCGUCGUUGCAAAAGGGGCAACUGGCCUGGUUUGAUAUUAUACCCGAAGGCGGCCACACCAACGGUGAGGGUGGUGCCGACCAUGGUGCCAGCCCCUAUCAACAAGUCCACAUCGCAUUCGGCCCCGCCAAGGAAUUUCUCCCAGAAAACAAAUCGUCGCGACACCCUUGUUUCAGACUUGCGUCGCCGGAAGCACUGUUACAACUAAGACAGAGGAUUUGGGAUCAUUUUGUACGCGGGGGAGCCGCGGCGCCCAGGGAGGCGGAUGAGCCGGGGAGCGAGAAUAGUGGUGCCAAAGGCGUCGAAUACCCCCAGCGGUUUUUUGCCAGGGACUAUGCGGGGAAUCGACUGGAGUUUAGUCUUUAAUAUCUGGAGUCUGGACUUCCGAGGAUUGGGUCGAGUCGAGUCGAGGUUGUACCGAUGCAAGAGGAGACAGGGAGGGAGGUUGGACUCGGCUGAGCUGGGCUGAGCAGGGCUGGGGUUCAAUUUGGGCGAGCAGAGGCAGCAGAGCAGAGAGUUGGGAUUAAUUAGGACGAGCACACAAAAACCGGCGUCUCACCUAGGUAAGGUACGCUUUACUUACCAGACGCCGCUCAGGGUCGACAUUACUGGUGUGGUAGGUAUGGGCGAUUGCGUUGGCUAGAGGAGAGUCUGUUUCGUAUAUUGAUACGAUUUAUGAUCCAUGGUUGUGGUCUGGUCCGUUGAACCCCAAGGGCUGGGAUGAGGCCGAAUGGUAAAGGUGACUGUGAUGAGUGACGGUGCUGCUGACGGCAAUGGCUGUGAAAACAGUCGGUAUUAAGUUGGAUCAAAAGAUACCGUCUAUGUCUUGCUCUAUCCCUUACCUAUCUCUUCUUCCCCUUGCCAUCUUGGCCAAUUCACUACCAUUUUUCACUUCCUAGCUAUGCCAUGCCAUCUGGCAGUGACUACACCUAUGUCGAUGUGGAGAGACGAAACGAAGGGGAUGUGGCUGGGAAUCAGGGCCCAUACAUUUUGAUGGAUUCACAUAUACGACCAGGACGGGAAGGGAACGGAAUGGGGACAGCAGAGGAGACCAAAAGCGAUCCUUUUUGGGCUGCGAUGUUUGACAUUGAGAGUGUGCGAGGGAAAACUGUCUAGUUCUCCGGCGGAGGAAAGCCAGCACAAAGGAGGGCAGAGGGCGCGAGAGGAGAGCAGUUAAGAGAGAAAUAGGAGAGACGAGUUUAUGUCCUUCAAGGUAUCGAGAAAUAUAUGCAUAAUUAUCUCUUGGUUGAUAUCUCAAGAGGCAUAGAGAUUCGACCCACAUUAAUUCCAAU
Messenger RNA from Exophiala dermatitidis NIH/UT8656, 1852 nucleotides. RefSeq lists its product as uncharacterized. The transcript has 2 exons. Lineage: Eukaryota; Fungi; Ascomycota; Eurotiomycetes; Chaetothyriales; Herpotrichiellaceae. Bases 456 to 926 code for a protein of 156 amino acids. The record is from RefSeq and is a predicted model, not a curated record.